UCAUCGUUUUAUUAGUAUCACUUUACUCUUAAACGAAAAGAGAUGUGGGCUUUAAUCAUAUUUAUAUUAUUUUUAAUUAUCUUUAAAGAAUUUAUUCAAAAACCACCUUCGUAUCCUCCAGGCCCACCAUUAUUACCAAUAUUAGGCAACGUCCUAUCAGUUUGGUCGAAUUUAAAAAGGUUGAAAUAUCAUCAUAUCGUCUGGCAAUAUUGGUCAAAUAAGUAUGGACCUAUUCUGGGGCUUCGUCUUGGAUUAGUCAAUGUGGUCAUUGUUUCCGGUAAGGACUUCAUCAAAGAAGUAUCAACAAGAGAUGUUUUCGACGGGAGGCCGAAUGGAUUUUUUUACUUAAUGAGAUCCUUUGGAAAGAAGCUUGGUUUAGUAUUUUCUGAUGGACCAACAUGGAAUAAAACACGACGUAUGGUUCUGCAAAGUCUUAAAAGGUUUGGUUAUGGUUCACGAGCUAUGGAGAGUAAUAUAAGUGAAGAAUGUAGAGCCCUUGUUGAAUUGAGAUUGGCUGAAACAGGAAAAUCUAUAUCAGUGAAUCAUAUGUUUGACGUUUCUAUCGUUAAUAUUCUUUGGAAGUUAGUUGCUGGAAAAAGGUAUGAUUUGAAAGAUGAACAAUUAAUCAUUUUAUGUGACCUCAUUACAAGAUCAUUCAAGGUAGUCGAUAUGAGUGGAGGUAUUUUAAAUUUUUUACCAUUUCUAAGGCAUGUCAUGCCUAAUGUAAUUGGGUAUACGGAAUUAAAAAACAUUCACAAUGCAAUAUAUAGCUUUUUAAACAUCACAAUACAAGAACAUCGAGCUACAAUAGAUAUGAAGAAUCCAAGAGAUGUUAUCGACAUGCUCUUAAUAGAAACGACAGCAGACAAAAAAGAUCCUUUGACUGAUGAAGAGCUCCAAGUAAUAUGCCUUGACCUACUUGAAGCCGGAGUUGAAACUGUCAGCAAUACGGCAGUGUUCAUGCUGUUGCAUGUAGUGAGAAAUGAGAAAGUUCAGAAAAGACUGCAACAGGAAAUUGAUAUGGAAAUUGGAUCUUGUCGACAACCUACUCUUAGUGAUAGAGCCAGAAUGGUGUAUACUGAAGCUGUGUUACUUGAAACGUUACGUAUAUCCAGCGUAGCUGCUGUUGGUAUACCUCACAUGGCGCUAGACGAUGCAAAACUUGGAAAUUACAUCAUACCAAAGGGAACUUUUGUAUUACUCGCUAUCCACGACUUACAUAAUGGCCGACAUUGGAAAGACCCCGAAAUAUUUCGACCCGAGCGUUUUAUAACUAAAGAAGGAAAUUUAAUACAAGAUGAGUGGUUAAUGCCCUUUGGAAGCGGUAGGAGACGAUGUAUUGGCGAAGGAUUGGCAAGAUCAGAACUGUUUAUGUUUUUAACACAUCUGUUGCAAAGCUUUGACCUAAAACUACCAGAAGGUGCCCCUCUACCAAGUACAGAACCCGUGGACGGAGUUACUCUAUCCGCGAAAGAUUUCAAAAUUAUAUUUGAACCGAGGUUAAAAAAAUAUAACUCUAAGAAGUUUUACAUCAAUAUAUCAUAAAGUACAAGCAAAAUUCGUUAGCGUUCGUAUCUUUAUACACGUAUUCAUAGCGAUUCUUUGAACGGUAAAGAAGUAAUGUUCUUCAACGCUAUCCAGCGGUGAAUUACACCAAAGUCGAUAGUAUGAGAAACGUCGUCGAAGUCGAUCAGCUGACACCGAUACCAACCAGUCUCAUAAUUAUAUAUAAUUACAUCUUAUGAUGUUUAUUUUAAAACGUUUUUAUAAUAAAUAUACUUUACAAGUUUACAGACCUCAUAGUAUCUAUAUAGAUAUAAAUAAUUUGUUA
Vanessa tameamea is the source of this 1831-nucleotide messenger RNA. It is a transcript of the gene P450, whose product is annotated as farnesoate epoxidase-like. Gene Ontology annotation, biological process: xenobiotic metabolic process. NCBI's taxonomy places the organism in Eukaryota, Metazoa, Arthropoda, Insecta, Lepidoptera, Nymphalidae. The record is from RefSeq and is a predicted model, not a curated record. The coding region runs from base 43 to 1545 and encodes 500 amino acids. The transcript is spliced from 9 exons. Gene Ontology annotation, cellular component: intracellular membrane-bounded organelle; cytoplasm. Gene Ontology annotation, molecular function: oxidoreductase activity, acting on paired donors, with incorporation or reduction of molecular oxygen, reduced flavin or flavoprotein as one donor, and incorporation of one atom of oxygen; iron ion binding; heme binding.